AUUUCAAGUGAUUCACGUAGUGUCUUUCGUAAUUCGUAGCGAGCCGCGUUCGCAUCAGUUUAUUGUACGUUUAUUGUACUUGUUUUAUCCAAACAAAAUUCGCAAAUCAAGUUUACAAUCGCGCGUAUGUAUGAAAUGUAAUUUCGCGAUCGGAUUAUUCAUUUGUUCGGCCAGCAUUAUUGCGCGUUUACUUCUGAAAGUGCGAAAUGAGUUUGCGGUCAUGAGCGAAUAAGAGGUUAGCGCUUAAUUACAUGAUGGCGCCAAAUUCGUGAUUGAUAAUGCUGUUGUCGAAAAAUAUCGUCAAAAAGAAGAUGGAAUCUUCAAAGAUGCGAUAGAAAAAAUAACAGUAGUUUCUUCGUGGUGUAACAGAACUCUUAGUUGAACUCGUGGCAUUAUCGUGGAACGCAUCAUCGAAAAGAUGGACACUCCAAACAGCGCCCUUUUAGUGCAUUCGCCAAUCGAUGAAAAUACACGAAUCACUUCGCAAGGAAACUCUGGUAUCUCAAUCUCAAAAAAUUGGGUACUGACACAUGGCACCGCAUUGAGCCUAAUUAUCGACAAGUCUCACGCAAUAUCGCGUUUCGUCAAGGACAUGAUACCGGGAGAACUCACGAUCGCGCCAAUGGAACUCGCAAACGAAUUGAAAUUUCGCGUCUAUCGGGAUCUAGAGAUCGACGAUGGUUCUCGAUCGGGCGAUUAUUCACGCGUUCAGGAGCAUCUAGGCAGCAUCGUGGCCGCUUGGAAGUGUCCGCUACUGACGAAGACUUUUGACGAGUUCUUCGAAACGUGGAACUUUCCUAAUUCGUCCAUCAAGUUCGAUCGAUUUCUACGAUCGAUCUAUCUGCUCGUCUUCAUCACCGAGUCCGACAAAAAAACAAUCGUGGAAAUUUCAUCGGUCAAACAAGCUCUCUCUUGUUUGUUGGAUCAAGCUAUGCGGAAUCCCAUCCGAGGAGCGUCCGUGGAAAUCGAGUCCACACCCUUCGGCAAUCCCGUGUUCAUCGGUUCGAUCGCGCGCGGUGUCGUCAGCAACGUCGUCGGCGACGAAGGCUGCGUCAUCAUGACGGACGCGUACGCGUUUCCGGGUAGCGAGGGUGGUCCCGUCUACGUCAUUCCGGACUGUAAACGUCGAAUUAUCAGCGGAUUGGUGAUUGCACCGUUGAGUUGGUGUCGUGGAGAAUGGGUGGAUUAUACCUUUGCCGCCAAUCUUGCUCCGUGUUUGCUCAACAUUUUACAGAAGAAGGAUCCUCGAUGUCCUCCGAUCAUAAGUCGCCAAGAAAAUGAAACGCUAGAUAGAGGAGUCGUGCUUGUUAGGUGUGGGAUUAAUUGGGGUACGGGCGUCCUCGUGGACAAGGAUUCUGGUACAUUCCUAACGUGCUCACAUGUCGUCGCCGAGGCGCCAGAAAGGGAGGUAUCAAUUGUAAUGAGUACAGACCAGACCAAUUCACGCACGUGGGCGAAACUGUUGUAUAGAACUCCGAAGAAUCAGCCUUACGACGUGGCUGUAUUAAGAGUGAAUCCACAGGAUAUAGAUCCCUUAUUGAAGUCGAUACGAUUGUCUCGUGCUCCGAUUGUAAAAGGCGAGCCGGUGGUGUCCGUGGGAUUUCCGUUCUCCUCGUCCGUCCAGCCGACCAUCAGCAGCGGCGUGAUCUCCAAUUCGAUGAACUGCGCGCUCCUGACAACUUGUUGCGCCCAGAGCGGUACCAGCGGCGGGCCAAUAAUCAGCCGCGCCACCGGCGAGAUGCUGGGAAUGAUUGUGUGCAACGCGCUCUCCUCGGACGGUGCCGUGUUGUACCCGCGGAUGAGCUUGGCGGUGCCGGCCGCCGUGAUGGACCGGCCCCUGCAGGAAUAUUUGCGCACUGAUAAUCCUGAUGCACUUCGAGCUUUCACGUGCGACGACGCGAUAGUGCGCAAUGUUUGGAAUUUCUACCCUUUGCUGCCGUCCAAACUAUGAAAAAAAGCGAUGCGAGAGAUAUAAAUACACAGACUUAAAAACUCUUUACAUAAAACAUAUAUUCAAAUUCUAAUCGUAUGGUGGAUUAUUCAUUAUUCGAUCCGCACAACUGUUUGAGCUACUGCGACUAUCAUGUUAUACAGAUAAUAUAUUGGAUUAUUUGCAUUGCGGAAUAUUUGUCUGUGAGUCAUUGGGCCUGCCAAUCUCGAACUCGACACGCUCUUGUGAACAUAAUCUCGCCUUCAUUGAAUAACAUACGCCAUUGACCGAGUUUAAAAUAUAAAGAGAAAGUUUUUCGUGACGUUAAACGUGAUCGUAGCGAUCGGCACGCAAAGUGACAAGAGUCAACGAUCCCUUCGUAUUUAUGCUAAAGAUUUCGCUGAUGAAUAAUAUUAUCUACAUAUAUCGUAGUGUACUGAAUUAUCAAACAGUGUUUAAGUUGGUAUACUUUGGAAAGGUUGCAUUUGCCUUGUCGGGAAAUAUGAUUUCUUCUACGAUUCAGAAUAUUAUUUAGAUAUAUAAUAUCGUGAUAUGACAUUUCUGCCAUAAUAAGAUGCACUAUAAUACAUAAUGUGUAAAGUGAUUUGUAAUAAAUUACCAUUUGUCAUA
Messenger RNA from Cataglyphis hispanica, 2560 nucleotides. Its product is annotated as peroxisomal leader peptide-processing protease. The coding region runs from base 419 to 1951 and encodes 510 amino acids. Gene Ontology annotation, cellular component: peroxisome. Gene Ontology annotation, molecular function: serine-type endopeptidase activity. The transcript is spliced from 7 exons. The record is from RefSeq and is a predicted model, not a curated record. NCBI's taxonomy places the organism in Eukaryota, Metazoa, Arthropoda, Insecta, Hymenoptera, Formicidae. Gene Ontology annotation, biological process: protein processing; regulation of fatty acid beta-oxidation.